Messenger RNA from Caenorhabditis bovis, 687 nucleotides. Lineage: Eukaryota; Metazoa; Nematoda; Chromadorea; Rhabditida; Rhabditidae. The record is from the annotation of a GenBank genome assembly.
AUGGACGUUCCAAUCAUCGACUUAUCGACUCCCGAGACACUUGAACGCGAUUUCUAUGCUUGGCUAAGGAGUGAUCCUAGUACUACAAAAACUUUGGCUCCACAAGUGUUCACCCACACUGAAAACUAUUAUCAAGAAAUUUCUGAGUAUAAUUCGUAUCAGCAAUAUUAUUCGUAUACGGAAUCUUCGGAAAGCGGCUCUCCUUCAUCUCUAUCAUGCUCCUCACUUGAUUAUGAAGUCCCUCCGCCACCUCAGCAUGAAAAAGACGUCGCGCGCAGUUCAGGCAGAAAUCAACUAGGGCGGACCUACAGCCCGGGACUUCCCUUAUCAAUGAACGAGCGCGAAGAAAUUGUCAAGCUUUUUCAAAAUGGGUGGAAGAUUUGCGAUAUAUCAAAGAGGCUUUGUGUGACUCAUAGUUGUGUGAGCAAGAUUCUAAAUCGUUAUCGACAAACAGGGUCAGUGAAACCAAAAGAUGCAAAGGAAGGUAGAACUGAAUCUCCACUAGUGCUGGCUGUAAAAGAUUAUAGAAGCCGACUGGGAAUGUGCCGCCAAAGCGAGAUUCGCGAGCAACUUAUUCGUGAUGGAAUUUGCUCUCGCGAAAAUGCACCGUCGCGCUCAAGCAUCAAUCAUAUUCUCCGUACCAAAUUGGAUAUUAAAAGAAGAAAGAAGGGAUCUUGCAAUGAGUAA